Messenger RNA from Neltuma alba, 2153 nucleotides. Its product is annotated as pollen receptor-like kinase 3. Lineage: Eukaryota; Viridiplantae; Streptophyta; Magnoliopsida; Fabales; Fabaceae. Gene Ontology annotation, biological process: protein phosphorylation. Gene Ontology annotation, molecular function: protein binding; ATP binding; protein kinase activity. The record is from RefSeq and is a predicted model, not a curated record.
AUGGCCGCUGUUCGACUCUCCCUUUUCUUCCUCUUCCUCCUCCUCACUCUUCCUUCUCUCUCUUCUUCUUCCGACACCGACGCCCUCCUCAAGCUCAAGCAAUCUUUCACCAAUUCUGCUUCUCUGUCUUCCUGGGUCCCUAAUUCCUCCCCCUGCCGGUGGGCCGGCAUCAUGUGCGACAACAACACCAUCAUCGGUCUCCACCUUUCCGACAUGGGUCUUUCCGGCAAGAUCGACAUUGACGCUAUGCUGGAGAUUAAAGGCCUUCGAACCGUCAGCUUAGUCAACAAUUCCUUCUCGGGUCCUAUUCCAGAGUUCAACAAAAUCGGUGCUCUCAAGGCUUUAUACUUAUCAACCAACCAAUUUUCAGGGGAGAUUCCCUCGGAUUUCUUCUCCUAUUUGAACUCACUGAAGAAAAUCUGGCUUUCUGAGAAUAAAUUCUCGGGGCCCAUCCCCAAUUCCAUAUCCCAGCUAGACAUGCUCCUAGAGAUUCACCUCGAGAACAAUGAAUUUUCCGGACCCAUCCCACCUCUGUCGCAAAGCAUCAAAUCGCUGGACAUGUCCAACAACAACCUUGAAGGUCCAAUCCCAGAGAUUAGCAAAUUCGAGGCUAAUUCCUUCAAGGGAAACGAGGGGCUAUGCGGGAAACCUCUAGACAAGGCGUGCGACCAGCAGGGCGAGAGUAAAAAUUCUUCCGGCCACGUCAUGUUGAUCAUCCUCUUCAUCGUCUGCUUGAUCAUCGCAGUCGCGCUGUUCUUAGUGGUUAGGUCAAGGCGCCGUCUAGACGGCGACUUCAGCGUGCUGAGCAGAGAUAGCGUGGACGAGGUGGUGCAAGUGCACGUGGGGAGCUCAACCGAAAGCAGAGAAUCGGAUUCGAGCCGGAGGGGGACGGGUUCAAAGAGGGGCGUGCCCAAGAGCGGGAACGCGGAUCUGGUGGUGGUGAAUGAGGAGAAGGGCGUGUUUGGGUUGCCGGACUUGAUGAAGGCGGCCGCGGAGGUUCUUGGAAACGGAUCAUUGGGAUCGGCAUAUAAAGCGGCCAUGUCGAACGGGUUAAGUGUGGUGGUGAAGAGGGUGAGAGCGAUAAAUCAGAUAGGUAGAGAUUUUUUCGACGCCGAGAUGAGAGGCUUUGGGAGAAUUAAACAUGCAAACAUCUUGACCAUUUUGGCAUACCACUUUCGCAAAGAAGAGAAGCUCAUCAUCUCAGAGUACAUGCCCAGAGGCAGUUUGUUAUAUGUUUUGCAUGGUGAUCGGGGAACAUCUCAUGCUGAUCUGACCUGGCCCGUGCGUUUGAAGAUAAUCAAGGGAAUUGCACAAGGUCUUCGCUUCCUUCAUUCCCACUUCUCUUCCUACGAUCUUCCCCACGGCAACUUGAAAUCCAGCAAUGUCCUCCUCACACAAGAUUACGAGCCACUCCUCUCUGAUUACGCCUUGCAUCCGCUUCUCAACCCCAAUUCUUUCAACGCAUUAUUCGCCUUCAAAUCCCCAGACUACGUUCAGCACCAGCUAAUUUCCCAGAAAGUCGACGUCUACUGCCUCGGAAUCAUCAUCCUGGAGAUCCUCACCGGAAAAUUCCCUUCUCAGUAUCAUAGCAACGGGAAGGGCGGCACCGACGUCGUGCAAUGGGUGCUCGCUGCAAUUUCUGAGAGAAGAGAAGCAGAAGUGAUUGAUCCUGAAAUGGCAAACACCCCUAACUCCUUAGAUCAAAUGCUGAAAAUUCUCCAAGUCGGAGCCGCUUGCACCGAAAGUAACCCUGAGCAACGAAUUAACUUAAAUGAAGCCAUUAGGAGGAUAGAGGAAGUACAAGUCUAAAAAGUCCACAUGUCAAUAUAGCUUAGUUCUUCAAGUUGGGUUUGCUUGCGGGGCAUGCGAGGUUGUAUAUAUGAUCAAACGUUCAGCCAUUCAUGAUUGAUUUUUUUUUGAGGAGGGCAUAGCCACCAAUUUAACGCAGGCACAGAACAGCAGAGAAAGAGAAAGAGGUAGAGAGGGAGCGAGAAAGAUGGAACAUGGCUUCACAGGCACGAAUAUCUUGGCCUUUCUGGAGGUUAUAUGGACGCCAUUGAUGCAUGAGAACUCACGUAAAAGAGAUGGAUGCAGCAGAGGAUAUAUUGAAGAGAGGCGAAAUGUGGUACCUAUGGGAAAAAUCAAUGUUUCGA